Drosophila nasuta is the source of this 2411-nucleotide messenger RNA. Its product is annotated as glycerol kinase. Gene Ontology annotation, molecular function: kinase activity; phosphotransferase activity, alcohol group as acceptor. The record is from RefSeq and is a predicted model, not a curated record. Lineage: Eukaryota; Metazoa; Arthropoda; Insecta; Diptera; Drosophilidae. Gene Ontology annotation, cellular component: mitochondrion. Gene Ontology annotation, biological process: carbohydrate metabolic process. The transcript has 5 exons. The coding region runs from base 85 to 1884 and encodes 599 amino acids.
ACAUCAAAUCAACGAAUUGCAAGCGUCGCAUUUGGCGCGCGUCCGGCACAGAACAUAAGGCACGUGCUUGUUUCCAAUAAAUUGAUGAAAAAUAUGAACGACGGGCGCUAUGGAAGAUUUGGAGCUCUCAUUGGCGUUGCAUACGUGAGCAGUACCCACUGCCGUUUUCUGAUUUAUUCAACGAAAAACGCCGAGGUGCUGGCUUAUCAUGAACUCAAAUUGCGUCAGAUAGUGCACAAUGCAGGUUGGCUGGAAUAUGAUCCCGCCGAGAUAUGGAAACACAUGCAGGAGUGCAUCGAGACUGCCUAUAAAAAUUUAGUAAUAUUGGAAAUCAGUCCGCAUGACAUCAUUGCGGUGGGCAUUUCAAAUCAACGCGGCACCACUGUGCUUUGGAACAAACAGACGGGACAAGCACUGCACAAUGCUAUCGGUUGGUCUGAUUGUCGUAGCACCCCACUGCUCAAGUCCUUGUUAAACAAUGUCAAGCGCAAUGUGAAUUAUGUGCGUCAUCGCAGCGGGCUGCCUUUAAGCAGUUGUUUUAGCGCCUUGAAGAUCAAGUGGUUACUGGAAAAUGUGCCAUCGGUGGCCAAGGCUGUUGAAGAUGAGCAAUGCAUGUUUGGCACACUGGAUUCCUGGCUUCUAUGGAACUUAACUGGAGGCGUCGAUGUGGGUGUUCACUCAACGGACGUGACGAAUGCGCACUACACCUCUUUAAUGAAUCUUGCCGGACAGCAGUGGGACGCGAAGCUAUGUAAAUUCUUUAAACUGCCAAUGGGAAUACUGCCACGGAUACGUUCCAACUCUGAGAUCUUCGGGUACAUUGUCGAGGGGCCUUUAUUGGGAGUGCCUAUUGCGGGCGUAAUGGGUGAACAGCCAGCUGCCCUGCUGGGCCAAUUGUGUAUCAAGGCUGGUCAGAAUGUCUGUACGCUAGAUGACAGCUGCUUUGUGCUGCUUAAUACGGCUCAACAGAUGAUUGAGUCAGACAAUGGACUGAUCACGGGCAUCGCACAUAAACUGGGUCCCACAGCAGAUACGCAUUUCACGCUCGAAGGUGCCAUUUCCAAUGCUGGUUCGACGGUUAACUGGCUGCGCCAGGGACUUAAAAUUAGUACAGAAAUCAGUUCCAAUGAUAAUGUGGUAGAGUCAUUGAAUACAUUCAUUGGCGAGAACUCUAUGAUUUCCUCGUCCUGUUCCUCAAGCAUGCUAAAUGCGGAGUGUGGGCUUGCGGCGAAGCGCUCGGAGAUUACAUUUGUGCCCGCAUUCCAUGGUCUCUACGCUCCCUACUGGCGCUAUGACGCGCGUGGUAUUAUACUGGGAUUAACCAGCCAAACGACAGCGGAGAACAUCACACAAGCCGCGUAUGAAGCAACUGGAUUUCAAAUCUACGAAGUACUUCAGGCCUUUAAAAAGGAUACGACAAACUGGGAUCCAGCUUGCAUACCUCCCGUUUUGACAUUCGGUGGCGAAUACUCGGAGGACAGUCACCUAGUACAGUUUGUUGCAGAUAUAAUUGGAUGGAUGCUGGAACGUCCACAGACUACAUCACCAGCUGGAUUAGGGGCCAUGAUAGCCGCUGGUGUAACAAUGCGAGUGGUGUCAUUACCUUAUGCGACGCGCAUGUACGCACCUCCAACGGAUGUCUUCUCUCCGACUACAACACAAAAUCGUCGUGAACUGUUGUAUCGGCGCUGGGACUAUGCAGUGAAAAAGUGUCUGCAUUGGAACAAUUAUGAGACUUAUGAAGCGGAUGUGGAGCUAUUUGCCCAACGCGAACGUGAUCCCAAUUUACCUAUACGCCGGUCCAUUCCGGGCAGUAUAUUCCUCACCACAUCCUUUGCGAUGCUGUUGUUGGCCAGUUUUUUCAAGAACAAUCGCUUGACUUAGAUGAGCUGAUGUGUUGUUAGUAUGCUUUUAGGCGCUGACAGAUUAAUUCAGCGUCCGACAAUAUGAAAUCUAGUCACAAGAAUUAUGUGAAUUAUGCGCAUUCAAAAUUUAUUGUUUAGAUUAGCAUGUAAUUUCUUUAUUUCCUUCCCAGUUAUUCCUUAUAAUUUGUCCCUAACGUUAGAAUAUGAAAAACAAAAAAGUUUUGUGAUUAGUAUAUACAAGCUAUAUACAUAACUAACUAUAGUUUUAGGCAUGUCAUAUUCUCAGAACGUUUAAAAUUUAUUGCAAAUUUAUCAUUUUGCUCAAUUUAGUUGUAAUCUGUAUUUUUAGGCUUCUAUUUAUUCAACUUAUUUCUUUUAACGAAAAGACAAUUGUUAAAGCUGUGGAUAUAUCUACAUAUAUAAUAAGCUAAAGUAGGACCAGCUUCCAAAACAAUAUAUUACUACUAUUCACUGUUAAUAUGAAUAUGCCACAACCAAAGGAUUAAAAAAUUGUAAAUGAGAAAAUGUGCAGUUCAUUGUUUCUUU